Messenger RNA from Drosophila rhopaloa, 3671 nucleotides. RefSeq lists its product as uncharacterized. The record is from RefSeq and is a predicted model, not a curated record. Lineage: Eukaryota; Metazoa; Arthropoda; Insecta; Diptera; Drosophilidae. The transcript has 11 exons. Bases 1 to 3531 code for a protein of 1176 amino acids. Gene Ontology annotation, biological process: mRNA 3'-end processing. Gene Ontology annotation, molecular function: RNA polymerase II complex binding. Gene Ontology annotation, cellular component: RNA polymerase II, holoenzyme.
AUGUGGCGACUACAUUUGUUCCUACUCCUGUCCACCUGUUUUCUGGUGCCCCAUGAUGCCAAACCCGCGAAGCGAACUACGGUUGGAUUUUCCACAACCACACUGGCAUCCUUACUCCUGGAAACGGAAUUGAGUAGUAGUAGUAGUAGUAGUAGUAGUAGUAGUAGUAGUACCUCCCUGAAAAUACCACGUGUUACCAAUAUCGGACGCUUGGCUUCCAAGGAUCUGGCCGAUUUACUUUUGGCCAGCAUGCAGGCACGUGGCGCCAAGUUGACUUCCCUCCAGGAGUCCACGAUGAAAUCACUGCGCAGCGAUGUGAGCAAGGAUACGAAGGGAAACAAUGUAUUUCUCCAGAUUGGCAUGGAUGUGAUCAUUGAUAUACUGAUUGGAGCUCGUAACAAUGCCACGUGCAGUCGCAUUAUCCAGGAUAUCGACCAAUCGCAGGACAGGAAUAGUCUGACCUUGACCCUGAAAUCCUUUUUGGCCCUCUGCUUCUUCAAUGGCAUCGAGUGUGCCAAGGAGGAGGUGGGUCAGGUGAUCAAGAGCACCCACACCCGUCAGCGCGAGCAGGCCAAGGUCGCCGAUGAGCAUCAGCAGGCGGAGGGGUCGGGACUUCGCACCGCCCGGAAAGUGGGCGAGGUCAAGGACGACCGCGCCAAGGUGCUCAAAUUCCUGCAGGCACGAAACAUCAACGAACUGACCGCCAUCCUCAAUACUUUGCUGCAGGUGUGCGGGGCUUCGAGUGGCGAGGCUCACAAGAUCAUUAGGAAUUUGCGAGAGAUGGGUCCUGAUUCCAUCAGUCUGCUGCAGGUGAACGCUUUUAGUAUGCUAUCCGUAUCCCUUCUGGACAGUUUGUCGACCAUUGCCGAGGGCAAGGCGAGUGGUCUGUGCUCCGCCGCCCCCGAAAGUUGGAUCGUCCGCCUGCUGGCGAUGGGCGUGGACAAACCAGUGCUAAUGGGCCUAAUGACCGCCCUCGAUCGCACCAUUCAGACCUCCACGUCUGCCGAAAUGGCCAAUGCCGCGGCUCUGAACAGCUUAAAUGGUGGCGAUCUCACGGAUUCCCAAUCCAUGGAUGGUCCCAAAACAGCGGCCACCGCAAAGCGAGCCAUAUCUGGAUUUGGUAAUAGUGAAAACUUGGGAAAUGACGUCGAUGCCGUUGGCAAUUUUAACACAGUAAAUGAGCUGGUUAACGCUGAAGUGCCCGCAGAAGUUGCUGCUUCUGUUUUAAGUAGAAUUCACGGUUCUGGUUUUACCGGCAACGUCCUUAAUCAGGGGUCUGAUGUUGUUCUCAGGGGAAGUGGUAACACUGUUAACCGCGCAGUUGUGGCGAAGGUUCCCGCUUUAGUGGCUGCUCCAGUAUUGUCAGAUAUUGAUAGUGGAAGCUCUUCCGGUUCCUCCUCUUCGAGUCCAUCCACCAGUUCGGGAUCUACUGGCUCGAGUUCGGGAUCAACUGGCUCCAGUUCGGGAUCUACUGGCUCAACGAGUUCGGGAUCGACGGGCUCUCCGAGUUCAUCGUCUAAUUCGGGCUCUUCUGGUUCAAGUUCUGGAUCUGGCACUCCCAGCUCAUCCAGCUCUUCCGUAAUUGGAAACAAUGUGAAUGUUCAAGGCGACAAAGUUAUUGGCAAUCAGAAUUUUUUGUUUAAACUGCUGGAUCUUGGACUUCCCAUAUCUCUGGUCGCACCGAUCCUGAGUAUUAUUAACAACCAGGGUUCUUCUACGAGUUCUACAAGUUCUUCGAGCGGUACUUCGAGUGGUUCUUCCAGUGGAUCUUCGAGUGGAUCUUCGAGUGGUACUCCAAGUGGUUCUUCUGGUGGCUCUUCAGGCAAUUCUUCUGGUGGUUCUUCCAAUGGCUCUAGUUCUGGCUCCUCAGUGGGAAACAAUGCCAAUCUCGGCCCAGAUGUUGACAUCGAUGGUGAUGGAAACGAGGUUAACAAGCUGGUUAAUGCCAACGUUGAUGCAUUGGCUAAUGUCCCUGUUCUAAGCAAAAUAAGUGGAACUGGUUUUGCAAACAAUCUUAACAGAAAACCCAAUUUACUUAUUCGAGGUAAUCGUAACAAGUUCACUAGCGUUGUUGACGCCAAUGUUCCCGUUUUGGCGGCUGUUUCGGCUAUAAGUGAUAUUAGCGGUGCCCCUGGAUCCUCUGGUAGUGGAUCCUCUAGUGGUGGAUCCUCUAGUGGUAGUACCUCCUCAAGCCCAUCAUCCGGAUUGGGUGGCCUCACGGGAGCCUUACCCGGAGUAGGUGGUCUAACGGGAGGAUCAGGAUCAGGAUCGGGAUCGGGAUCAGGAUCUAGUGGUCUUCUCGGAGGACUUCUUGGCGGAACAGUGGGUGGCGUUCUUCAAUCAGUGGGACCCCUUCUCGGCGGUGUCGUUGGUACAGUGGAGCCCGUUGUCGGAGGAGUUGUCGAGACAUUGCAGCCCACUCUAACUGGUGUUCUUGGCACAGUCACCAAUACCGUAGGUGGCCUCGUUGGUGGCCUAACUGGCGGUUCUUCUAGUCCUUUAGGAGGUGUCACCGACAUUUUGGGGGGCGGUUCGUCCUCGGGCAGUUCGUCCUCGAGCAGUUCCUCAACGGGAUCCGGAUCCUCCGGCGUCAUUGGAAACAAUGCAGUCAGCGGUCCCGAAACUUUGGUCGUGGGCAACAAGAACAAUAUCGUUAAGCUUGUGGAUGUCCAUGGAUUGGUCCUGGCCGAGAUUCCUUUGUUAUCCAGCAUAACCGGCCUAUUGGGAUUAGGAGGCAUUAUCGGGAACUCAGCUAACAAGGGUCCCAAGACGGUCGUCAUAGGUGACAAUAAUCGUAUAGUGAAACUGAUCAACGUUGACUUGUGGGUCUUGGCCUUCCUUGAUAUACUCAACAUAAUCCGCGGCAGUGGAGGCGUUUGCAACCAGAUAAACUCUGGACCUGGUACGGAGAUUAUUGGCAACGACAAUGAUGUGAUUCAAGUAGUCGAUGUGGAUUUGAGUGUGCUGCUAGUGGUAGAUUUGUUGAGCCACUUGAUCACCACUGUGGCCAAUGACUGCGGCACCACCACCACCACCACUACCACAACGACCACAGAAACACCCACUGUUGCGCCACCAACGGCGGCACCACCUACUGCUGCACCACCAACUGCUGCACCACCUACUGCUGCACCUCCUACGGCGGCACCACCUACUGUUGAACCACCCACGGAGCACCCGCCCACCUAUGGCCCACCCACUAAUGAACCACCCACCAACCAGCCACCCACCCACCAGCCACCCACCAACCAGCCUCCCACCAAUCAACCUCCUACCAACCAACCACCUACCAAUCAACCACCUACCAAUCAACCACCCACCAAUAGGCCACCCACCAAUGAACCACCCACCAAUAGGCCUCCCACAAAUGAACCACCCACCAACCGCCCACCCACCGAUCAGCCACCCACCAACCGCCCACCGUCGCCCAAUCCCAACAAUUGCUAUCGGAGAUAUUGCCGCAAGUGGCGCACUCGUCCCAGCUAUUUGUGCUACAAGAACUGCGGUGGUGCCUACACCUACAAGCCCUAAGAAGUCGGGCAUCUUGCACCACCGAAACCACCAAAAGCACCAAAACCACCGGCUGUACAGCUACUCAAUCUUGUUAUGCGUGGCAUUGCCAGCCUCACUGCCUCUCGGCAUUUAUUUAUUUUUUAUACUCUCUAAGCAAA